Messenger RNA from Scutellospora calospora, 813 nucleotides. The record is from the annotation of a GenBank genome assembly. NCBI's taxonomy places the organism in Eukaryota, Fungi, Glomeromycota, Glomeromycetes, Diversisporales, Gigasporaceae.
AUGCAAAAUCUCUCAAACAAGUAUGAACUUGUUAAAAAUGACGUUAAAGGUGAAGUCGAAAUUAAAGAUUUAGAAACUAAAGAAAUAAUACAUAAAAAAAUUAGAAAGAAGGUUCCAGGUGGUUAUUGUUCAAACUUAAUUGAGCCAAUAAACGAAGUACUUCUAGGUGAAAUACAGGGUGACAGUACAAAAGCAAAAUUAAAAAAAAUUUUAUUAUACGAGCCUGAUGAUAUUAUCGAAUUAAAAGAUUCAGGAAUACUUAGUUUUGAAUAUAAAUUUAAAUGGGAAAAUGAAAAAUUUGUUUGUAAAAAACGUGUAUUCUCUAAGGAAUUAGAAUGUAAAAUGGUACAAGCUGGAGAUGAACCUGAUAUUGGUAUCGCUUUAUAUCAACCAAAAAAAAAAACUCUUGGAACUGUGGAAAUUAUGUCUGAUAAUAUGAGUCGUCUUAAUAUUCAAGAUCGACGUGGACUUGAAUACGUUUUAUUAAUAUCUAUACUAUCUUUUUUGGAUAAAUCUGAUGAUGAUCAAUUGGCUGAAAAAGAAAAAGCUGAGAAAUUAUUACAAGAAAAGAGGGAUGAAGAAUAUGCAAGAAAAUUAUUGGAAGAUCAACGUUUAAAACCUCCAUCAGAUACAACAGGCUAUUAUUAUGGACCACGGUCUAAUUCUUUAACAUCUGCUUCACCCAGAGUUUACCCGCCUCCAUCAUCAGAAUCGAGUCGCGCAACUUAUUAUGAUGAUAACACAUUUCAAACUCGUAAACAAAAGCUUGCAAAGCACAAACCUAAAGAAUAUACGAAUGAAUAUGGAUGGUAA